AUGUCUGCCAACCAGGAUCAACCAGUCCUUAUCAUCGGCGCCGGUAUCAGCGGCCUUCUCUUAGCACAAAGCCUCAAACAGCACGGUAUUCCAGCCCGAGUAUUUGAACGCGACACCGAUCUUGAGACUCGUGGUGCAGGUUGGGGGCUUACCCUUAACUGGUCUCUUCCCGGCUUGCGAUCACUACUACCAGGGGAUCUAGUCAACCGUCUCCCCGAAGCUUAUGUCGACCGAUCGGCUGUUGCAGAGGGUCUCUCCUCAGCAUUUCCUUUCUUCGACUUGAGUACGGGUGAAUUGGUAGCUUCAACGCCGAAAGCGCCCGAGUCAAGUCGAAUUAGGGUCACGAGGCAGGGCCUGAGAGAUAUUUUAGCCACUGGAAUUGAUGUUGAGUGGAGUAAGGCACUAAAGGAAACAACAUGCAGCCCAGAGUCCAUCACCGCCACAUUUGAAGAUGGCACUGCCGCAACAGGAUGUCUACUAAUUGCAUGUGAUGGGAGCCACUCCCGAGUACGUCACUCACUAUUCCCCGAUUGGGAGAUGUACGACGUUCCUGUUCGUAUGCUCGGUAUGAAGUUGGAAUUGUCGCAAGAACAGAUCAAGCCGAUUCGGGAUCGGGAUGCUUUCUUCCUUCACAGCACAAACUCGAAAAAUGACAUGUUUGUGUACAUGAGCGUGCUUGAUGCACCUGGAAAUCAUGAGGGCAGCGCGCAUCCAUACAGCCUUCAGAUCUGUGUAUCGUGGCCAUACCGUGAGGGGUUCUUCGGCAGUUCUACGCCAAUCGAGAUUCCCGAAACGCAUGAAGAGAAAUACAAGCUAGUCAAGGCAUUUGCAGAGACUUUGGCUGAGCCAUGGCGCUCUCUCAUUUUGGGUAUGCCGACAGACACAGAGAUGAAAGGCCUCAAGAUCCAAGAUCUUCCUCCACCGAAGGACUUCCAGACAAAGGGCAGAGCGGUUCUCAUGGGAGAUGCACUUCAUGCCAUGGCAAUGUACCGAGGGGAGGGUGCGAACCAUGUCAUUCUCGAUGUAGAAGACUUCGUACAGCGAAUUGUUCCGGUUCUGAAGCAAGGUGGAGAAGUGGCAGAUUUGAGAACUGUUCUGGACGAAUAUGAGAAAACUGUCGUUCAGAGGACUCGUCCAGCCGUGUUAGCGUCAAGAAGGGCUUGUAUGGAUGCACACAACUGGAAGAUGAUCAGCGAGAAAAGUCCCCUGUUAACCAGACGCAUGCCGUAUAUCGACUUUGAGGAGGAUAGUUAG
Messenger RNA from Fusarium sp. VM40, 1254 nucleotides. The record is from the annotation of a GenBank genome assembly. Lineage: Eukaryota; Fungi; Ascomycota; Sordariomycetes; Hypocreales; Nectriaceae.